This is a messenger RNA of Porites lobata, 1841 nucleotides long. NCBI's taxonomy places the organism in Eukaryota, Metazoa, Cnidaria, Anthozoa, Scleractinia, Poritidae. The record is from the annotation of a GenBank genome assembly.
AACGGUGGCAAGCACCCAGCUAGCCUGACUUCUUUGUUAUAUCUACCGAGGGAGAAAGGGGGUAGAGGCUAAUUGUGAUAAGGAAAGCCUUGGGCGGGUCCUGAAGCUCCAAAAACGAGCAGCUAGAGUAAUCCUGAAUGCCCCCCCUAAAGCACCAUCAGUUCCCUUGUUUAAUCGGCUGAAAUGGUUGCCUUUUUAUAAAGACGCUUUCAUAUCUAAAUGUAUCAUUGCUUAUAAGCGAUUACAAGGUGACGUCCCUGUUUAUCUCAACGAUCUACUUAAAUUAAACAGUAACAUCCACAGUAGAAAAACCAGGUACUGUAAUUUUAACCUAACCUCUCCGAGGUAUAAUCGCGAAACAGAAGGAGGCAGAACUUUUAGCGUAACAACUUGCAAAGCGUGGAACAGCUUAUCUUUGCCUGUAAGGCAAAGGGACUCAGUUGACUCUUUAAAAAAAGCAUUGUGGAAUGAAUUUUUUAAACAACAGCAGAAUUUUGAUCAUUUUUCUAUUUAAGUUACUUGAUGAACUGUGAGAUUAUUAUAACGCUAUAUUUUAUCUUUUAAAUAAUUUAGUAGAUUCUAUAGUAUCUGUAUUCUUAAUUGGUUUUAAUCUUGUAUUUUUUCAUAGCUUAGUAUACUCAUUUAUUAUUUUAUUAUUUAUUAUUUAGAGGGCCACAAGUUUAUUAGCCCCGGCUAUUUCGUGCUAACCCUCAUAAAAUAAAGUCUUUACUUACUUACUUACUAGAGGCCUGCGAUCAGUCGAACACGAGUACAAGAUCACUAAAAUCAAAUCGCUACUGAAAUUGUAUCAGAACCCGGACCAGACUGUGGAAGCAGUUAGAGAAUUUGAAGAACACGCCAUGGCAUCAGGCCACCAGUCGCUCGUAAAGGAAGGAGCUAAGUACGCUGAAGAACUCAACAUUACACUUCAGCUUGAUACCCUAAAUCCCGUGUGUGUGACAACAGAAGGAAAGGUGGUAACUGCAGCAAGAGCUGGGAAUCUGUUGAAGCAAUCUCAAGAGAAGCAGUUCUUGGAGAUCGCUAAAGACAAAAAGUGGCAAGGAAAGUUAUUCCGUAUCAGAUGGGAAGAUGAGAGCCUAAGCAUAACCAGCUUCUUUGCAUGGUUAAAAGGUUGGGCUACAUGCCCUACACAUACCAUCGCGGACAUGUAUGAAUUGUAUGAGCAGUUGCUACCUACGAAGCUCUACACAAAGGAGAAGACGCAAACCUCCACCGACGGCGAAGUGCUAUGCAGGUUAUGUGGGAAGGUAGCUGAGAGCGUUGCACAUGUACUAGCUGGAUGUUCCUCCCUGGCGCAAACCAAGUACCUAUACAGGCAUAACGCAGCUUUGAAGAUUCUGUUUUUUGAGCUCCUGCGAGAGCAUGGGUUAAUGGAAGAGGUUCCGCCAUGGUACUCACCGGUGAUGCCAAAACCAGCCUACCAGGACACCACGAGUGAGGCGUUUUGGGAUAUUCCCAUCUAUGCAGAGCACAACGAAGUUAGAGCAAAUCGGAUCGACGCGCGACUUGUCAACCACGAGAGGAAAGAAGUCUGCACAAUUGAAAUGAGCUGCCCAUGGAUUGAGAGUAGAGCUAAGAAAGAUGAGGAAAAGAAACUCAAGUAUGGGCCCAUGAUGUGGGAGCUGAAGCAGAGAUACAAUGGUUACAGGGUUGAACAGUACAACGUAAUAAUUGACGUACUGGGGGGUUACUCUAAACACCUAGAGAAGUCGGUGAGGAAGCUACUUGGAGCAAGAGCACGGAGCUUACUUGAGCGGAUGCAGAAGUCGGUCAUCUCAAACACUUUAAACAUUGCCAGAACAUUUAAGAUAAAUACUUAG